Molecule: messenger RNA, 3827 nt
Organism: Oryzias latipes (Japanese medaka)
Lineage: Eukaryota; Metazoa; Chordata; Actinopteri; Beloniformes; Adrianichthyidae
Gene: proca1
Product: protein interacting with cyclin A1
Biological process (GO): phospholipid metabolic process; arachidonate secretion
Molecular function (GO): A2-type glycerophospholipase activity
Source: RefSeq, a predicted model, not a curated record
AAACAUAGUUGUGUUAAAUAAAGCAAAAAUAGAAGUCUGCGUCUCUUAUUUGGAGAAAUUAUUUGGAGUUUAUUUUUGAGGGGAUAAAAAAAAUCCUGAUUAAGAACUAUAUAAAGAAUAAGUCUAACAGAUUGGAAAAGAAGCAAUCCACUUGAAAUAAAUUUCACUUCAGUUUUCUUUUCUAUAAUUAACUCAAAGCACAUUUUAGACAGUGUGGAGAUUCCUGCAGGAACGUUUCGCCUGACUUCGAGGGCCUUCAGCCAGUUUGCGUGAGACACUUCCAGGCUCUCCACACAUUCCUCUGUCAUAGAGUUUGUUCUUACAUUUGGAUGUAGGUCAUCACCAAUUCAGCGCCUGCUCUGCGGCGUUUGAAAGCUGCCCAGUGUCCUGCGCUUGCACAGACACCCCACACUGUUACCAUGGAAAGCGUGGGUAUGUUUGGAGCCUCCUCCAUGCCUGUUCCCAGAGUAAAUCUCUACUUUCUGAGGGGGUUGGGCGGUCAUCUCUCGGGCUGUGAAAGCUUGAACCCAUGUGCACCCGUAGUUUAACCCUCUGUUCCCCUCUGGUGAGGCACUGAGGGAUAAAUCAGCAGACCGGUGGUUACCUGCUCACACAGCGAUGGCAGAAAAGAGUGCGCAAUUCGGCACAAAGAGGUUAAUCUAACUGGCUCCUCCCAGCGUGGCCCUUCAUAGAAUUCACAAUCACACCACCUUCGGCUCUCUUUAAAAAGGGGGAGGGCUGCUCGGAGCUUCAGACAAGCCGGAGGAGCUGUCUCUUUUACGCGUGGUGCUGAAGUGCCACUCUGCGCAUCAUGUGGUCGGUCUUCUUUGUCUUUCUGUCUUAUCUGGACAGAAACGUGGUCAAGGGUGACUUCUUGAGGAGUGCUCCGGAAGCAGAGAAGGAGAGCAAGGAGAUGUUCUCCGUAAUAAACGGCACCUUCUGCGCAAAGAUGUCCAUGGUAGGGGAGAAUUUCCUCUACCAGGUGUCUGACGGAGCGGAGGUCGUGCGCACCGUGGUCAGCCCCGCGGGCAAGCUCGUGAACUGCUCAAUCAUAGUGAACCAGAUCCAGGUGAAGUCGUUCAUGCACGAGUGCAGAUUGGGGCUGUUGGAUCAUAGAGGAGGGCAGCUGAUGGACGCGCGCUUUGCACGCCUGGAUGAGACCAAAGGGAUGUGCCGGGAGUUCAGUAGCACGUCAAGGCAGAAUCAGAGCGCAAAGGCUUCAAGGAGAUCCAAGAGAGGCUUUACGUACCCCGGGACCCUGUGGUGUGGAGCAGGCAACAUGGCAGACCACUAUAACCAGCUUGGAGAGUUCGCACAGACUGACAGCUGCUGCCGCACGCAUGACCACUGCCAGCACGUCAUCCACCCAUUCUCCUCCAACUUUGGAUACACCAACUUCAAGUGGCUCUCCAUCAGCCACUGUGACUGUGAUGAAACACUUAAAGAAUGUCUAAGGAAAGUCAACGACACAUCCUCCAGGGUUGUUGGUCAGGCUUUUUUCAAUGUCCUUACUGUUCCCUGCUUUGAGUUUGCCUACGAGGAGCAGUGUGUGGAGCGGCACUGGUACGGCCUGUGUAAAGGAUACAAGAAGGUUCCUGUUGCUGUGCUGAAAGAGUCAGCGCCGUAUGACUUUGGAGGUAUCCAGGUCAUAGAUGAGCUGACAGUGGCUCCUCCCAAGAAACACGAUGGUGACGAGAAACCCGAGAGUGCAACCCAGUCCACGGUGUCAGAGCCUUCCCUCAGAAAUGUGGUGAUGGCAGCUGAGGAUUUCAUCAAGGUGCUUGCAACUGUGUCCACAUCUCAGAGCUCUCCUGUGGACUCUGAGAAGGGCGAGGCGCAGAGCUCAGAGAAGAAGAAAAAGAAGAAAACAGGCCAGAAAAAGAAGACCGGCAGAAAGCAGAAAGGGAAGAGUAGGAGGAGAAAGCAGAAAACAGAAGCAGGAGUGAAAACAGAGGAAAGAGCUGUGGUUUCAUCACCAGAUAGCAAAGCAGAAGAAGUCUUGGCUUUGAGAAAUGUUUUCAGUGAGUCGCACACACAUACAAAAAUGAACACAGACAUAGACAAUAGCUAUGAUGCUACCAGAGGAAACAGUGAGGCCUCCAAUGAAGUCAUGAAAGAUGAGCCGGAGAAAGGUCAGGAUGGGGUUUCAGCUCAGUCUCAUUUGCGAGUCCAGAAAAAACCAGCAGACUCCGGCGUGAACAAAGACAUCACUCCAUCACCCAGUACAGUUUCUGUUCUGCGUGACGCAAAAACUGGGCAAGGAAUGAAGAAAGGAGCAAAGGUGAAGGAAACUAUUUCUGCUGAAGAUCUGAAUAAAGAAGAGAAUACAGGUGUUGCUCCUGUUCCGUCAACAACUCAGUCAACUCAAACUGCCCAGCAGAGCUUUGGUGAGCUUCUCAGAACUGCUGGAGACCUCACUGCAAUCCACAAGGUCAGAAGAGAAAGGUUAAAGGUGAGAGGAGGCAGAGACCCAAGGAAGAACAGGAUCAAAGUCAGUGUUGUUGCUGAACAGCACAGUUUCCCUUUAGACAACCUGAACGUCAUCCUUCCAACCACGUCAAUCCCUCCUUCAGACCUGAAUCUUCCACAUAAAACAGACACUAACAGAGAUAAAAUCCAGGUUACUGUUCUCAGCUCCAACUUGGGAGUUCUGAAAAAGCAAAGGUCCAAAGAUAGAGAAUCCAGGUACAGGCGGAGGAAAACCAUUCUUCCCGCCCCAAGUGAAAAUCCGGAUUUUUCCAAGAGCCGCUUUGGAGACUUGCCCACUGUUCUUACAACUCCAAAUGCUCGGCUUGCAGCAACCCCCCCUGCAAAUACUGCACUGGUGCUAGAAACUGAAACUCAAAGUAGGUGGAGAAUUUUUACAACAGCUACUCCAACUGUCAACGCAAGCCUCCAUCGGCAGCAAAGCAGACACCAGAGGAAAUCUAGGGAGAAAGCUACAGCUCUCGAUGGAGGAAUUUCUGUCCCUAAACAAACAGAGGAAGUGACUCCUGCAGCUUCACCAGACAACGCCAUCGCAACUGAAAAGUCCCAGCUGACCUCAGCAGGGCCGGCCAUGAGUCCACUGCAGUUAUCCAUGGAAAGAGCAAGAGCGCAGUUCAACAGGAAGAAAAAAAGAAAAGCGGCACAGCCUAACAGGCAGCAGUGAUCCUCGAGCUUCAGAUGCAACAAAACCAAAUCAGAAAAUGCGUAACCUUAGAGACAAGCUUCUGCUGAUCAGAGAAACAUGCUUCAUUAGACUCAAACAUGUAUGCCACUCAGAAUCAUGUUAAUUACAUAUUUGUUUAUAUGAGAAUAAAAAUGUGAAAUGAUUAUUAAAACCUCUUUUUUAUUUGAUAAGAAAAUAAGAAAAUGCACAUAUAUCUACACAAGUUUAGUUUUUCAGAUGUAGUUUUUCCCUGGGAAAUGACUUCAGAGAAGAUAAAGAAAAUGAUAAAGAAAACUGUGUCUACAAAGUAGAGAUGUUGAAAAUAGCAUAUGAAAGUUUCCUUUAAUUGCAAAGUCAUUCAUAGUCAGUAAAUGACACUGACAAUUCUGGUUUCCUGUCUGACUUCUUCUGGGAUUAAUCUUGAGCUAUAAGAUUGCAGGAGAGAAAAAAAUGCUCCAUAGAAAAAUGUCUCCAUAUUGUGGUUAUUGAUUUGUAGACACUAAGCAGGUGGUUUUUUGAUAUAAAGAAUGUCACCUGAAAAGUUGGAAGGGUUCCCAUUUCAGCUCAUGAUCUCAUGAAGUAUUUUCGACUUCUGAGCAGCUUUAACGCUUUUGCUGCAUUUACUGUUCUCUUGGGAAUCUGCUGUGGUGCAAGUUUUGGUUAAAACUUUGCAAAA